This is a messenger RNA of Vollenhovia emeryi, 1362 nucleotides long. RefSeq lists its product as uncharacterized. The record is from RefSeq and is a predicted model, not a curated record. The transcript is spliced from 2 exons. Bases 715 to 1188 code for a protein of 157 amino acids. Lineage: Eukaryota; Metazoa; Arthropoda; Insecta; Hymenoptera; Formicidae.
UAAGACGCCCAAAAAGGUCAUUUUAGGAAAUGCAAUAAUUACCAAUAGGUACUAACGGAAUUAAUACUCUGUAUACUGGCGGACCGAUUUCGUGCAAUUACUUCGACUGGAAGGCCAUUUUCUCUUAAUACGAGAUAGUUGCCUAAUAUGAGAUGGUUAUUUAUUAUUAAAAUAUAAAUUAUUCUCGCAGCUAUAGUGAAGUUCACCCUCCGCGGGGUCAACGCGUUCGAGAAUUAUGGGCAUUUGAACAUCCGAUUUUGAGGUUAAUAAUUAUUUGAACGCGGGGGGUUAUUUCGGACCUCCGUCCGACCUACGGAGUGAAUUUUUAUUAAAAAAUUCCGAGCUCGAGGGAAUUGUUAUAAUUCAGUCGUAAGGAUACUUUUGGUCCGUCGGGUGUAUUGAGUAAAUGUCGAGAAUAUGGCGGAGUAAGUUCGUCAUGUGACUUUGCCGCGAAAUUUCGAGUUUUGUGAAUUUUCUCGCGUUCGUAUUCCGGCGCGCUUAAGUCGAGCAAUAUGGCCGACCACUUGGUCAGGGUGCCAUUACAUGGAGCGCGGAAACGCGGAAACACGGAAACGCGGAAGAGAAUAGCAACUAGAAAAAUAACUAUUCCGCGUUUCCGCGAAUUGAGUCGUUUCUUUCCGCACAUUUGAGCGGAAUCCGUUACCGUGUGUGCACGUGGACUCAAGUGUAUAAUAGAAAAUAAAAACUUUCUAAAUGGAUGCAACAAAGUGUGGCUAUUGCGGCUUCAUUUUAAGGGGGUCAUGUGAAACACUUUUGGACCACGAUUGUUUCAAGAAAUAUAAUGAAACUGAAGAUGUCAUAAAUGUUGACAGCAAUGCUGUGGUCACUAUGAGUACGUAUAGUACGUCAGAACAGUCAAUUGAGUCAUUUCGCGAUCAUUUAAGUUGUUUAUUUAUUUAUGUUAAAGUAAAGAGACAUCAAACUGAAAGUGUUGUGCAACAUGAAGGAGCUUCACAAUCUGCUACACAAUCGGUACUGACACAAAACGAGUUACUAAUUGAACUGGUGCGAACUCGAAGAGCUUUAUGGGAUCAUUCAAUUCCAAUAACCGAAAGGACAAGAUUAAAAAAAGAAAGUUUAUGGCAAGAAAUAAGAUACUUCAUAAUAAUCAUCAACAUGAUGUUUGGAUCCAUGAUAUUGUACUUGAUAUUAUAUUGUCACUUUUAAAAUAAUAAAACAAUUUAAAUAUAUAAAAACUUUCUUCUUCAAUCGACUCCGACUCCAAAAUUUGAUGCUGUGUCUACAUUGACAAUGAUUUGACGCGUUCCGUUCCGUCUGUUUUGAUUGCCCCUUAUAUUACAUGGAGCACUAUUUGCACGGAAAAGCGGAACGGUAUAGUGA